CUACUUUUCUGACUUUUCAAAUAGCGAGUUGCGUUUGGAUGUCCGGAUUGGGAAAUACCACCAUCUACUACGCGAUGUGACUCUUGAGAUGGUAUUCGGGUACCGCGUCUGGAGAGCUCCAGUCGCUGACAGCUGCCUGGCCGAAGGCCUAUAAAGCGGUGCUCCUCCUCUCCUGUCUCUUGUUUCUUCUUUCUCUCAUCAUCUCAAAUGUCUAUGAACAAGAAGCAAGACCAAGCCUCAAGGAAAGAAGAUCUUUACACUUCUUACGCAAACUACUUGAAGACGUUCAACAACUCCACCAACAAAAACACAAAGAUGUCAUCGACACUCGUCAACGACACCGACAAUCAACAAGGUCCCUUCUGGGACUUUGUCAAUGAGCUCCAGGACCAAGGUCCUACUCAUCCCUGGCCUUCCCAAUGCCUGGAGAGAUGCCCGUAUCUGGACGAUGCCACAUCGCGGAAGAAACGGCCGUGCUCACGGGUGGGGUCAUGGCGGGGGUCCUGGUCAACGUGGUCAGGAAGUCCCCGUUCAAGACGAUGAAGACAUGUUGACCCCGACCUCCUCCGACGGCGAGCCUGUACCGCCUACUGCUCCUGAUCACCAUCGUCAUCAUGGUGGCCGGCGAGGCGGCGCCCGAGGAUUUGGCAAGGGCAGAGGAGGUUUCGGCGGCCGAGGCCGUGGCGGACCUCAUGGUCAUGGCCCACAUGCUCAUCAUCACCAUCAUCAUCACCACACAGGCGAUGAGAAUGGACUCUCUGGUGACGAGAUGUGUCGUGGUCCACCCGGCAUGGGUGGCCGCGGGCGUUUCGGUGGCCGCGGAGGUGGUGGCCAUGGAGGUCGUGGUCGCGGUCGGGGCUGUGGCAUGGGUCGCGGAGGCGGUGGUGACGGAGCUUCUCGCGACAUCGACAACGACAAAGCAGGCGAAGUCGAGGAGACAUCUCGCACUGCUUCUGCGGAGCCAAUCUGUCGUCGCCCAGCAGGCAUGCGUCAUCUUGGCCCGCUGCCCGCCAAUCCUGAGCACAACGACAAAUUCACUCCGGAAACCGACUUCUUCAACCACCCCGAGGCAUACAUCGUCCAUGUCUCGCUUCCCGGAGCAAAGAAGGAAGAUAUCGAAGUCAACUGGGUGGCGGAGAGAUCCAUUUUACGCAUUACCGGCGAGGUCAAGCGCCCCGCGGAUGAGGAUGUGCUGAAGAACAUGAUCACCGACGAACGCAAGGCUGGGAAGUUUGAGAGGAGGAUUCGUCUGGGCAACUGGGUCAAUCCGGCUUCGGUGGAUGUUGAUGGAAUUACGGCCAAGCUUGAGGAUGGAAUUUUGAGGGUUGAGGUGCCGAAGCUGGAGGCGGAAUUUGUGGAGAUCAAGAAGGUGGAUAUCAAUUAGAUCGUCAGGGAGAAUUGGGGAAUUUGACCGUAUUCAUUGUUACUGAUUUGGUUCGGGAGUUGGGGGCUGGAAUUUGAGCUUAGAAUAGAUACA
Messenger RNA from Neohortaea acidophila, 1477 nucleotides. RefSeq names its product HSP20-like chaperone. The record is from RefSeq and is a predicted model, not a curated record. The transcript is spliced from 2 exons. NCBI's taxonomy places the organism in Eukaryota, Fungi, Ascomycota, Dothideomycetes, Mycosphaerellales, Teratosphaeriaceae. Gene Ontology annotation, biological process: response to salt stress; response to hydrogen peroxide; protein folding. Bases 377 to 1384 code for a protein of 335 amino acids.